AUGACAACAAGCGGACGAAGCAAGAGCAUUCAUUCCUUCUUUGAUGAAUUUGUUAAUUCUAAGACUAUGUUGAAUGAAUUUGUAGCUCAAUAUGAUAAAGCACUUAAGUCUCGAAGAGCCGUUGAAGAAGAUGAAUACUUCAAAACUAUAAACUCGAAGGCAGUUCUUUCAUCGGUUCAUCCAAUAGAAGUGAGAGCCGGAGAAUGUUAUACUAGAAAGAUUUUUGAGAUUUUUCAAAAAGAAUGGAUAGAAGCUAAUAACAACCUAACUCAUGAGACAAAGAGACAUGUUCAAACCCUUCCUGACCACUAUAUUUUACCUAGGUGGACACUUGAUGCUAGGUUCCAAGUUGGUACUAGUAGUAUUGGAUUAGAUGAAAUGAAUAAUGAAAAGGAAGUUAGUGCGUUAACCCUAUGGUAUGUUCGUGCAAACAGUACUAAAGCAAUCGAACUAGCAAAAAAUUCCCCUUCAAAGAUAAGAAGACUCAAUAAUUUAUUAGUAAAGUUUCUAGAAGAUGAAGUGAUUCACAAUAAGCUAAAUGCACUUGAAAAUCCAUCUCAAUAUUUUUGUACAGGAAUUUCUCAAGUAGACAUUAUGCCUCAGUUGUCUAUUCGGGAUCCUCUUGUGCUGACCAAUACGAAAGGACGUCCCAAAAAUGCAAGCAGAAUUAAGUCUUCUUUAGAGAUGGCGAAGAAAAAAAGAACUUGUUCUCACUGUAAAGGAUUUGGUCAUUAG
Lactuca saligna is the source of this 735-nucleotide messenger RNA. The record is from the annotation of a GenBank genome assembly. NCBI's taxonomy places the organism in Eukaryota, Viridiplantae, Streptophyta, Magnoliopsida, Asterales, Asteraceae.